AUGGUGUUUGCCUUGGAGGAAAUCAAUCGUAAUAGCACCCUGCUACCAGGAGUAAAGCUUGGCUACCGUAUACUAGAUAGCUGUUUCAAUUCCCUCUGGGCUCUGCAAGCCGCACUGUCACUGAUCGGAGGAGACGCACACAGCUGUGGUCAGUCUGUUCCUUUGCUUAUUGGUGCUGCGUCGUCAACAACAACCCUCAUUCUGUCCCGGAUCCUUGGGCCUUUCUCCGUGCCACUUAUCAGCUACUUGGCAAGCUGCCCCUGUCUUAGUGACAGAUACAAGUUUCCAAACGUCUUCAGAACAAUCCCCAGUGAUGUAUACCAAGCCAGAGCCAUGGCACAACUGGCCAUACGCUUCCGCUGGACUUGGAUAGGAGCCGUGGUUAUAAACAAUGAUUAUGGUAAUUUGGCGGUACAGACAUUUCAGAGAGAGACUCAGGGGAAAGGGGUGUGUUUGGAGUUUAUAGAGACUGUUGGCAGAGAAACUAUUGUGAGUGACGCCAGACGUGCAGCCCUCAAAAUCCAAGCUUCGACUGCGAAGGUCAUUCUGAUCUUUUGCUGGUAUACAGAUGUAAAGAAGGUAUUUCUGGAACUAGCAAAGAUAAAUGUGACAAACAGACAGUUCCUAGCCAGUGAGGCUUGGAGCACAAGUGAUGAACUUCUCAAUGAUCUUGCCAUCUCUAAAGUGGCAAGUGGUGUUCUUGGUGUGGCGAUUCGAAGUUCAAAAAUACCCGGAUUUGAAAACUAUCUCAGGAGUUUGCACCCAACUCGUCGUCCUGAGGAUGAUUUCUUACGAGAAUUCUGGGGAAUGGAGUUUGGAUGCAGUCCAGGAGCUACACAAUCACAGGCAAAAGCUUCACUUCCACCCUGCAGUGGCAAAGAGUCCCUGGAGGAAGUGCAGAAUCACUUCACUGACACCUCCCAGCUGAGGGUGGCAUAUAAUGUUUAUCUUGCUGUUUAUGCUACAGCCCACGCCCUCCACAGCCUUCUGUCCUGCCCCAACAGAGACAGCUCAUCUGGAAGAACCUCCAGCUGCUCUUCUUCAAAACAGAUCAAACCCUUUGAGCUGUUGCAGACUUUGAACAAAGUGAACGUCACCACACCACAAGGGGAAAGGUUUUUUUUCCAAGGUGCUGACAUCCCAGCAAAGUACGACCUUGUUAACUGGCAGAACACCCAUGAGGGUUCACUCAAACUUGUUUUGAUUGGUCGUGUUGACGGGUUUGACCUCCACCUUAAUGAGUCAGCAAUUGAGUGGAACACAGGAUCCAAUCAGGUGCCUGUUUCGGUGUGCAGUGAGAGCUGCCCCCCAGGCACCAGAAAGGCAAACAGGAAAGGAAAACCUCCCUGCUGCUUCGACUGUAUCCCAUGUGCUGAAGGAGAGAUAAGCAAUCAAACUGGUUCCCUUCUUUGUGAGCAUUGUCCAUCUGAGUUUUGGUCCAAUGUAGAACAAACUGCCUGCAUCCCUCGACAGCUGGACUUCCUUUCCUUUAAUGAAACCUUAGGAAUUACUCUGACAACAGCAGCUGUGUCUGGUGCAGCAGUAACAACAGCUGUGUUUGUGCUUUUUCUUUAUUACCAUCAAACACCAGUGGUGCGAGCCAACAAUUCAGAACUGAGCUUCCUGCUUCUCCUGUCGCUGAAGCUCUGCUUCCUGUGCUCUCUGGUGUUCAUUGGUCGUCCAUCAGUGUGGACUUGUCGGUUCCAGCAGGCAGCAUUUGGGAUCAGUUUUGUCCUUUGUGUCUCCUGCCUGCUGGUCAAAACUCUCGUAGUUCUUGCUGUUUUCCGUUCCGCUCGGCCUGGUGCUGGAGCCUUGAUGAAAUGGUUUGGUCCAGGCCAACAGAGAGGAAGUGUCUGCCUCUUUACAUCUAUACAGAUUAUAAUCUGUGCUACGUGGCUGUCCCUCAGCCCCCCUGUGCCUCAGCGAGAUCUUGGUUUCCAAGGGUCAAAGGUCACCCUUGAAUGUGCCAUGUCUUCUGUGGUGGGCUUUUCCCUGGUUUUGGGCUACAUUGGUCUGCUGGCUUGCACCUGCCUCCUCUUGGCCUUUUUUGCUCGGAAACUCCCUGACAACUUCAAUGAGGCCAAACUGAUCACCUUCAGCAUGCUGAUAUUCUGUGCUGUCUGGGUUGCUUUUGUCCCUGCAUACGUUAGUUCUCCUGGAAAGUAUGUUGUCGCUGUGGAGAUUUUUGCAAUCCUGGCAUCUAGCUACGGUUUGCUGUUCUGCAUUUUUGCCCCAAAAUGUUUCAUUAUCCUUUUGAGGCCUGAGAAAAACACAAAGAAACACCUGAUGCCUGGUGUCAUGCACUGGUUCAUGUUUGCAUCCAUGUCUUGGUUCUCCUGGCUCUUCACUCUGAGGCUGUGCUCAGUCCCAUUGCUGCUCCUAGUUGGGUUUGUGGGCAGUCAGCUGGGGCUCAGGCUGGGAUUACAGAUGGUUCAGACAGCGACUUGUUCACGGUGGGGGACACCGAGCGAUAAGGGUCUGUUCAAGGAGGGAGAUGUAGUAAUUGGUGGGCUCUUUAGUCUUUUUUACAAUCCUCCCGUUAAAGACAACAGCUUCACUGAGCUGCCACACAACAAACAUUGCACUGGUUUGGAAUACCUUCCAUUACAGUAUAUUUAUGCUAUGGUGUUUGCGCUGGAGGAAAUCAAUCAUAGUACUACCCUGCUGCCAGGUGUGCAGCUGGGCUACCAUAUUCGUGAUAGCUGUGCCCUACCCUCUUGGGCCAUGCAGGCAGCACUGUCGCUUGUUGGAGGAAACAGUGCCACCUGUGAUUUAACAGCUCCGGCAAUGUCAUCAGGUGAUCAGCCUGUUCCUUUGAUCAUUGGUGGUUCUUCGUCUAUAACAGCCAUAAUACUCUCAAGAAUCCUGGGGCCACUCUCCAUACCUUUAAUGAGCUACACAGCCAGCUGCCCCUGUUUAAGUGAUAGACUCCAGUAUCCUAACUUCUUCAGGACAAUGCCCAGUGAUAUUUACCAAGCCCGGGCUAUUGCCCAACUUGCAAUACGUCUAAAUUGGACCUGGAUCGGAGCAGUGAUAGCAAACAACGAUUAUGGCCAUGUGGCAAUAAAGGUAUUUCAGGAGGAGACGCAGGGGGCAGGGGUGUGCCUGGCGUUCAUAGAGACUCUGCAAAGGGAAAACAUUGAGAUGGAUGCCAGACGAGCAGCCCUCACAAUUCAGGCCUCAACUGCGAAGGUGAUUCUGAUCUUUACCUGGUACACAGAUGUGAGGGAGCUGUUUCUGCAACUUGACAACAUAAAUGUGACUGACAGACAGUUUCUGGCCAGUGAGGCUUGGAGCACCAGUGGUAAUCUGCUCCAAGAUCCUAUCACUUCUAAAGUGGCAAGCGGUGUUCUUGGUGUGGCUAUUCGAAGUUCAGCAAUACCUGGAUUUGCACAUUUUGUCAGAAGUUUGAACCCCUCUUUACGUCCUGAUGAUAAGUUCUUAUGGGAAUUCUGGGAAAUGGUGUUUGGUUGUAGUCCUGGGGCCUCACCACUCUCUACGAGUUCACCGUCUCCCACAGACAGAUUGUCUCAGAAAGCUUCCCUCCCACCGUGCAGCGGCAUAGAGUCCCUGGAGGAAGUGCAAAAUCAAUUCACUGACACCUCUCAGCUAAGAGUGACAUAUAAUGUUUAUCUUGCUGUUUAUGCUACAGCCCACGCCCUCCACAGCCUUCUGUCCUGCCCCAACAGAGACAGCUCAUCUGGAAACCACGGCUCCACCUGCUCCUCUCCAAAACAGAUCAAACCCUUUGAGGUGUUGCACCACUUGAACAACUUGAAUUUCACAACACCACAGGGGGACAUUUUUUAUUUUCAAGAGGGGGAAACUCCAGCAAAGUAUGACCUUGUUAACUGGCAGAGCACCCCUGAGGGAUCGCUCAAACUCGUUUUGAUUGGACGUGUUGACGGGUUUGACCUCCACCUUAACCAGUCAGCUAUUCAGUGGAGCACAGGAUCCAAUCAGGUGCCUGUUUCAGUGUGCAGUGAGAACUGUAUCCCAGGUUUCCGAAAGGCCAACAGGAAGGGAGAACCUCUGUGCUGCUUUGACUGUAUCCCAUGUGCUGAAGGAGAGAUAAGCAAUCAAACUGGUUCCCUUAUCUGUGAGCGUUGUCCAUCUGAGUUUUGGUCCAAUGUUAAACGAACUGCCUGCAUCCCUCGCCAGCUGGACUUCCUUUCCUUUAAUGAAACAUUGGGCAUUAUCCUGGCUACAGUAGCUGUGUCUGGUGUUUCUGUGACAACAGCUGUGUUUGUAGUUUUUAUUUACUACCGUCAAACACCUAUGGUGCGAGCCAACAAUUCAGAACUGAGCUUCCUGCUUCUCCUGUCGCUGAAGCUCUGCUUCCUGUGCUCUCUGGUGUUCAUUGGUCGUCCAUCAGUGUGGACUUGUCGGUUCCAGCAGGCAGCAUUUGGGAUCAGUUUUGUACUUUGUGUCUCCUGCCUCCAAGUCAAGACCAUAGUAGUUCUUGCAGCUUUCCGCUCCACUCAGCCUGGUGCUGGAGCCUUGAUGAAGUGGUUUGGUCCAGGCCAACAGAGAGGAAGUGUCUGCCUAUUUUCCUGUAUACAGGUUUUCAUCUGUAUUAUUUGGCUGUCCCUCAGCCCCCCUGUGCCUCAAGCUGACUUGGCUAUUCCAGGGUUAAAGGUCACGCUGAAGUGUGCCAUGUCCUCUGUGGUCGGCUUCUCCCUGGUUUUGGGCUACAUUGGUCUGCUGGCUUGCACCAGUCUCCUCUUGGCAUUUCUUGCUCGGAAACUUCCUGAUAACUUCAAUGAGGCCAAACUGAUCACCUUCAGCAUGCUGAUAUUCUGUGCUGUCUGGGUUGCUUUUGUCCCUGCUUAUGUUAGCUCACCCGGGAAAUACACUGUUGCUGUGGAAGUUUUUGCAAUCCUGGCAUCUAGCUUUGGUUUGCUGCUCUGCAUUUUUGCCCCCAAAUGUUUUAUCAUUCUUUUGAGGCCCGAGAAAAACACAAAAAAACACCUGAUGGCUAGAUAA
Eleginops maclovinus (Patagonian blennie) is the source of this 4986-nucleotide messenger RNA. RefSeq names its product extracellular calcium-sensing receptor-like. The transcript is spliced from 23 exons. The record is from RefSeq and is a predicted model, not a curated record. Gene Ontology annotation, cellular component: plasma membrane. Gene Ontology annotation, molecular function: G protein-coupled receptor activity. Gene Ontology annotation, biological process: G protein-coupled receptor signaling pathway. The coding region runs from base 1 to 4986 and encodes 1661 amino acids. NCBI's taxonomy places the organism in Eukaryota, Metazoa, Chordata, Actinopteri, Perciformes, Eleginopidae.